UCUGCUAAGAUUGGCUACAGUUGCGCAAGAAGUGUGAGCACAUUAACUGAUCGCAGUGGUAUUUUUUAAUACUCAGUUUUAAUAUUUAAGGUGACAUGCAGUCGAAUUUAUAUAAGUGUGCGUGAUACAGACUCAUGGUGGCGAUAAAACUAUGUUGUAAGGCCUAUUUCUGUCGUGGUUCAGCGACAGUUCUGCGGGAAAAUGAUGACCCUGUGUAGGGCGACGUUAGUUGUGUUGAUAUGUUCAUCGAUAGGCGUUUCUGGUCAAGAAAAUUGCGUAGAUCUUCUGAACGCGGCAAAUGGAGGUUUGUCUAGUGGACCGUACAUUGUCUACAACGGGGGCAAAUGCAUUAACGUCUACUGCCAAUUCAAUCACGGUCACGUGUUGACGUUCCUUUCGCCCAUGACGUCAGGGUGCGUGGACAUGUCUCGUCUCUACAACAACAAAACCGUUGCAAUCGUAUACCACAUUCGAGCGGACGCCAAACAACACAUCGCUACACUUAAACAGCUCGGCAAGUUUUCCAACGUUCCCCUGUCUGUCCAGUUUAACGCAAAUGUCGAAUAUCAGGGGCCAAUAAAUUCAGCAAUGGCGCCGUAUGUAUUUGUCGGCUUCAUACCAAAACAUAUGACGAAGUUACACGACAUACAGGGUUGGAACGUCAACGGCAAGGACUUCACGUUCGUAAACUGCGACGCCAAUCCGAACAGUUACUUUGCCGCAUUGUUCAAUGCCUACCACAAGGGCUAUACAAAUUACGUCGGGUACUACAACAAGCUUAUGUUUGCUUGGUACGAUCUGUCAACAGCCGUUCCCACCCAUGAGUACCUUCCUAGAAACUUCUUCACUCCUUUCUUUGAAAUCCACCACGGUGGCUGCGGAGGGUUCAGCAGGGGAACCAAUGUACCUGAUAUUCAAGGCGUGGCUGUUGGUGUUAGAUCAGAGAUCACAUGUGCUAACCCCAUACCCGUUCAGCAUGCUUCAUUGUCUUUCCCGGGCUUGAGUCCCGGAAACUCUGUGACGUACACAUGUGAGCCGGGAUACAUCAUUGUCUCCGGCGACGCUGUGCGCACGUGCCACGGGCUCGGUGGAUGGACUGGGACCAAACCUAAAUGUCAAGUGCAGAACUGUGUGACUAUGCAAAACAAUGCUGCUGGAAAACUGAAGAGUGGGCUUUACCAAAUCAACCGCGGAGGAAUGAACUUUCACAUUUAUUGUAACUAUGGAAACGGCGACGGAUACGUCUACGUUUCACCCUCGGUUCCGGGCGACGUUGACCUGAACAUGGCGUCCCUGUCUGACGAUAGCAGCCUCGUUAAAGUCAUCCACAGACGUCAUGAUGGCAAACAGUAUGAGGCGACAAUUCAACAGAUUACUGCCUUCAACACAUUACCAGUCUCCGUUCAGUUUAACAAGCAUGACGGCUAUAAAGGCAUACUCAACGCAGCCAUGGGUCCAUACGUGUUCACUGGAUUCAUACCUCUGUCUCACAACGUGAAGGGUGGCGUACAGGGCUGGAAGGUUAACGGAAAAGAGUUCACGUUCACAAACUGCGACGGCAAUCCAAACAGCUACUUCGCGGUGCUGUUCAAUGCCAAAAAGGCCGCCUACACAUCUUAUAAAGGUUGGAGGAAUAACCUGAUGUACGCUUGGUAUGAUCUUUCGACUCCGGUUCCGGUCAGCGACUCACUUCCGGCGGCCAUGUUUUCGAAAGAUUAUGAGAUCCAUCACGGCGGUUGUGGAGGGUACAGCAUUGGAACAACUGUAAGCGACGUUACAGGAGUCAUGAUUGGUCAGCGAUUCAUUAUCACAUGCUCGGAGCCCGAUGACGUCAGAGACGCUACAAAGACGUUUGACGACGUCAAGCCAGGUUCCAUUGUGACGUUCAUCUGCAACCCUGGAUACACGAGCUCCGGGGAUCUUGUGCGCACGUGCACGUCGACCGGUGGCUGGUCUGGUGUACAGCCAACAUGCACACGUUUAAUUCAAAUGCCGUUGUCUGCCUUUGAAUUGCUCGCCAACAUAACACCAUAUUAGCAUAAUUUACACGCUUGAAGCAUACAUCAAUUUUCAAUUGGUGUUAGUUUAUUUUACGGAAGCAAAAUUAAUGCCGCGAGCCACCUCGACAAAACAUUUCAUUUUAAUUUCUUUAAUGUAAUGUUAGUCAGCUACGCCAAUAAACGGCAUCCUUUAAAAAAAAUAUGUCUCCAAAUAGCAAACUUUGGCGGUUGUUUUACAUAAAUCCGGUUCAAAAUCCCUAUAUGGAUAAAUAGGAGUAUCAAGUCAACAGUUCUUUGUAUCACACACUAAAAAACACAUAUGAGAGCGUAAAAAUUUGGCCAAUAACAAAUGCCGGAUGUAAACCAGUUGAAUUUAUCAUCGGAUAUUUUGCUAAUUAAUGCAUGCAUGUGUAAAAUUAAUAUGUGUUGUUGUUUGCUUGUGUUUAUGUCCAUAAACUUGGAACGCAUCUUUUUUUUAAAGAUUUGAAUGACAAUUUGACAAUUUUAUUCGUAUCCGAAAUGUUCUUCUAUCUUGCAUUUUACAAGUCAUAUUGUCAUAAACGUAAACCGUCACUUGACUGUACUGGACUUUGGAAACACGCUUAUAGUAAAAUGUAACAUAUUCGUGUGUGAAUCAUUUUUUAUAAUCGUCAACGUUUGUAUUGGACCUCCAUUGUCAGAAAAAUACUUGUACUUGUAUAUUGUUUUAUUGUUAGCGCUAUGAGAUUGAAAUACAUGACUUUCUCGGA
This is a messenger RNA of Dreissena polymorpha, 2749 nucleotides long. RefSeq lists its product as uncharacterized. Bases 202 to 2037 code for a protein of 611 amino acids. The transcript is spliced from 7 exons. Lineage: Eukaryota; Metazoa; Mollusca; Bivalvia; Myida; Dreissenidae. The record is from RefSeq and is a predicted model, not a curated record.